AUGCCGUCAGUGAUGUCUUUGCUACAAACUGAUGAAAUACUGUCGUCGUGCUCGGAUGAUGAACCGACCACAUCCGGACUGAUUCCAUUACCAUCCCUUAUUCAAUCAAACAUGAGUGUCUUGCCAAACUUUCUUCACACUAUUAACGAGGAAGAAUCUGACGAGGUCCGUUCUCUCACUGGAAGUAGCUUAGCAUCUCCGAGAACAGUCGUCGAUCGUCGUCUUUCCAACAUAUCUCUUCUCAGUCCUACACCUGACGAGGAUUUCGAGAAACAGCAAGAACAACAACAACAAGACGAGGUGCGCGGCAGUGAGAGGCGGAACAGUUUGGAAGAGGAGCGAAUUGUUGUUGGCGAGCCACGGACUACGCGUCAAAUCGAGAUCACACAGUCUGCUUCGGAAGACGAUCGACUCGAUUUGCUCAAGGAGCUCGCCAAAAUCGGAAAAUCCAACAGUGGCCAGAUGAACACAACUACCGUGGAUAAGCAAGAAGAGGAGAUUAUUGAUGCUACCGGACCAGGUGAAACUACUGUGGAGAAGAAAGAAACAGUGGUUGUCACGUCGGAAACAAAGCCAGAAGGAGAUGUUGAAGAGCCUGAUUAUGCCCUAGUACCAGCGGAAUCAGAAGAUGAAAAUGCGGCUGCAGCUGUAAAAACCGUACAAAAUGAGAUUGCAGAGGUUAUGGAAGUUCUAGAGGCACCACAGAAGGCAGAGCUAGUGACGAUUCCAAUGACACACAGUGAGCCGGAAGAUCAUAAGGUGAGU
This is a messenger RNA of Caenorhabditis briggsae, 765 nucleotides long. Lineage: Eukaryota; Metazoa; Nematoda; Chromadorea; Rhabditida; Rhabditidae. The annotation marks the transcript as partial. The record is from RefSeq and is a predicted model, not a curated record. The transcript has 5 exons.